UAUUCGAGCCCGCGAGGAAUGCUUUUGUGUACAGUUCAGCGCGGGUCUCUAAGGCGAUCAGGAAACAACACGGCGCGAGGCCACGGCUCCCCAGGGACGCACCUGCUAUCACGCGCCCAUAUCUGCAUCCAGACCUGCGCCGUGUUUGCCUGCCAUAGGCUGAAGGCGAUAGCGUUGCUAGCGAACCGUCAUUAAUGUAUUUGAUGACUAGGUUAAACGCCAAUAUGUCGAUUGAUGCGCUCGUUUUAGAGCAUUAGCAGUACAUUUUAAAGUGUGCUACGCGUUCUUUUCGUUGUUGCUGUUUUUUUUUAAAUAGCAGGAAAGCUACUGAAGUGAGAAAGUUGGAAGUGCUCUCCUAGACGGGCAACACAGGUGUUCCGGACGACAUUUCAAAGCUUUUAUAUUUGGACUAGUGCAGUUUUUCUGCUCGAUUUCGGAUGGUUGUCUGUUUUAGUGCUGGAUAAUUCUGUUUUUAACUUGGACAAGUGCGCACCUGUCGCAGAAGGUAUGAAAGACACGGGGGAAUCUAAAGACCAUCAGCUUACAGUAGCGUUGCGAAUCCGCCCGCUGAGCGAGGCUGAGCGUGAGGAGGCUGCGACUAUCGUGGCUCAUCGAGUGGACGAGCAGAUGGUGGUUCUGAUGGACCCAGGUGAAGAUCCUGAUGAUAUCUUGCGGGCUCACCGAUCAAGGGAAAAGACCUACAUGUUUGAUGUGGCAUUUGAUUGCUCUGCUAGCCAGGAGGAGGUAUAUCGCGGCACCACUAAAGGUCUGAUUGAGGGGCUGAUCUCAGGAUACAAUGCCACUGUGUUCGCUUACGGGCCGACAGGUUGUGGAAAGACCUACACGAUGCUGGGUACUGACAGGGAUCCUGGGAUCUACGUGCGGACGUUGAAUGACCUGUUUCGUGCCAUCGAGGAGACCAGCGAUGACAUGCAGUACAGCGUGUCCAUGUCCUACCUGGAGAUCUAUAAUGAGAUGAUUCGUGAUCUGCUGAACCCUGCCUCUGGGUUCCUUGACCUGCGGGAGGACUUCAAGGGCGAGAUCCAGGUGGCUGGAAUCACUGAGGUGUCCACCAUCAACGCCCGAGAGAUCAUGGAGCUGCUGAUGAAGGGGAAUAAGCAGCGCACGCAGGAGCCCACAGCAGCCAAUCAGACUUCUUCGCGCUCGCAUGCGGUGCUGCAGGUGGCCGUGCGGCAGCAGAGUCGCUGCAGAGACGUGCUGCAGGAGGUCCGCUUCGCCCGCCUCUUCAUGAUCGACCUGGCCGGGUCUGAGCGUGCCUCACAGACACAGAACAGGGGUCAGAGGUUAAAGGAAGGGGCGCACAUUAAUCGCAGUCUCCUGGCUCUAGGGAACUGCAUAAACGCCCUGAGUGAGAAGAAUGGGAACAAAUAUGUCAACUACAGAGACAGCAAGCUGACACGCCUGCUCAAGGACUCUUUGGGCGGGAACAGCCGUACAGUGAUGAUCGCACACAUUAGCCCCGCCUCUUUGGCGUUUGAGGAGUCACGGAACACGCUGACCUACGCUGACCGUGCCAAGAGUAUCCGCACACGGGUGAAGAAGAACCUGUUGAAUGUGUCGUACCACAUCGCUCAGUACACCAGCAUCAUCGCUGACUUGCGCAGUGAGAUUCAACGGCUCAAAAACAAGAUUUCUGAGCAGGCUGACCGGCAGACCAGCAGCAGCACUGAGCACGCUGACAUUCGCCAUGUACAGGCCCAGGUGCAGGCACACACAUCGCUCCAGAGCCGUGAGGAGAUGGACCAGCUCAGGGAGCAGCUGAUCCAAGCCUUCCGUCAGCAGAUGGAGAUCCGCAAAACUCUGGUGGAGCUGGAGAACUGCAGCAUGGAGAUCCAGAGCGACACAUCCAAACACCUACUCACCAUCACAGACUGGGAGCAGGAGCAGAGCCGCAGGGCCUGUAAGUGGCAGGCAGAGCGGCGCAAAGAAAGCGCCAAUAAGGACGAGAGCGAGGACUGCGAGUCGCCGGAAACGCCGCCCGACACCGCCGAGACAGAGGAGGUGACCCGCGCCCGCCACAGCCUGGUCACGCUCAUGGGAGAACAGAAGAGAAUCCAGAAAAAGAAGGUGGUGCUGGAGCGGCAGUUCAGGGAGCUGAGGGAGGGGGCACGGAGGCUGGAGGAGCUGCUGCCUCGCCGGGUGAGCUCAGACGAGCAGCGGGAGGUGCUGGGGCUGCUCUGCAAGGUGCACGAGCUGGAGAUCGAGAACGCAGAGAUGCAGUCCCACACCCUGCUCAAGGACAACCUCAUCCGCCAGAAGAACUAUGUGGUGCAGAGAUUUGAGCAGCACAGGCACCUGUGUGAUGAGAUCAUUCAGCAGCAGAGGCAGUUCAUCAAUGACCACAAGUUGCUGGUGCCACAGAGGCUGCAGCAGCUCUAUGAGAUGUACUGCAGGGAGCCCGAUUACAGAAGCAUUGACAGAGCUGUGGCCCUGGACAAGGUCUCCAUCUGCACCCUCAGAGAUUUGGAGUCUGACCAGGAGAGCGUGCGCACGCUGGGUUCUGAUCCCCAGGCUGGCCACAGCACGACCAGGAGACACACCCUGCCCCCCAUCCUGGCCCCGCCCGAGGGCGAUAGUAACCGGGUGUUUAAGAACAGUCCCCACCCCCGGCGGCUCAGACACACAGCAGUCAUGACCCCACCCCCUAUCCGCAUCAAUGGCCUAGGCAGCCAAGAGGGGAGCAGUCUCAGGUAUAGCCACCUGAGCCACAGUGUGAGCAGCCACCUGGACUCUUCCCCAGAGAGCAGCAGUGAAACUGGAGCCGACGCCCUGCUUACAUGCCGAGAGCGGCAGCAGAUUCUGAGGGGAGUGAAGAACAUUGCGGUAAAAGCAGCUCGCCGGCGGUCCAGGGCCCGGGGGGCCGACACUUUGCAGCUGGCCCCGCCCCUGUCCCCGCCCACCUCACCACUCCCUCCUAGCAAGCAGAAGAGCAGCCUGUCCCUCAGCGAGUCCACGCCCUCCAGAGGCCCCGCCCAGCACCCUGCCCCUCCCCGCGCCGGCCUGCCCAGCCCUCGGCUGCACCAUGCAGCCUCUGAUGACAACCUGUCCAGCAGCACUGCUGAUGGCCCCGCCCUGCAGGGCACCUGGACACGCCCCCGACUCCGCCUGCCCGUGCCCAGCUUGGGCAGGGACGUCCCCGGGGGUGCGCUGAAGGAGCAGGACUUCCAGGCUCGCCGCCGCAAACGCAGGUCCCGCUCUUUCGAGGUUACAGGGCAAGCGGUCAUGGCUCAAGGUUUGGGUCCCCUUGACAGCAGUUCUGACCCCCACCUGCACAUCAGCGUCCAGCCAACUGUCCCUACGCUCCGCCCCCAGCUUCGCCCUCAGCCCCGCCCACAGCCCAGAGCCUUCCCCCCACUCACCAGAGCAAAACCUCCCCUCAACACAAACCCUACAGGUCCGCCCAUCAUGGCCUCAGGCACUUCACCUGGCCCGCUUGGCCACCAGGGCAGCCACAAACGCAAAGCUCACCUACGCCUCCCCCAGCCUCUGCUGCACAUUAGCAACGUCCCCACUGGGGUACCGCGAACACGCAAACACUGAGGGGCUCACACACACAGGUACCACAAACACGCAAACAGUGAGGGGCUCACACACACAGGCACCACAAACACGCAAACACUGAGGGGCUCACACACACAGGCACCACAAACACGCAAACAGUGAGGGGUUCACACACACAGGCACCACAAACACUGAGGGGCUCCCACACACAGGUACCACAAACAUGCAAACAGUGAGGGGCUCACACACACAGGCACCACAAACACUGAGGGGCUCCCACACACAGGUACCACAAACACACAAACAGUGAGGGGUUCACACACACAGGCACCACAAACACUGAGGGGCUCCCACACACAGGUACCACAAACAUGCAAACAGUGAGGGGUUCACACACACAGGCACCACAAACACUGAGGGGCUCCCACACACAGGUACCACAAACACGCAAACAGUGAGGGGUUCACACACACAGGCACCACAAACACUGAGGGGCUCCCACACACAGGUACCACAAACACGCAAACACCGAGGGGCUCACACACACAAGUACCACAAACAUGCAAACACUGAGGGGCUCACACACACAGGUACCACAAACACGCAAACAGUGAGGGGCUCCCACACACAGGCACCACAAACACGCAAACACUGAGGGGCUCCUACACACAGGUACCACAAACACGCAAACAGUGAGGGGCUCCCACACACAGGUACCACAAACACGCAAACACUGAGGGGCUCACACACACAGGUACCACAAACACGCAAACACUGAGGGGCUCACACACACAGGUACCACAAACACUGAGGGGCUCCCACACACAGGUACCACAAACACACAAACACUGAGGGGCUCACACACACAGGUACCGCAUUCCGGUACAUAUCCACAAUCCACACAUACUGGUACCAGUAUUCCCUCUGUUAUUAAGACCAGUUUAGCCACUGCUACUGUCUCUGCCUCUUAAAACAUGCUCAGCCCCAUCUUAAGAAGUCCACCAGAACACUCCAGACUCCAGAACACUUUGCAACUUUCAUCCUAUUUCUGAACUGCUUUUCCUUUACAAAAUACUGGACAAUGUAGUCUUCUCCCAAUUGAUGUCAUUUCUAAACCACAAUGACAUUCUGGAAUUGUUCCAGUCUGGUUUCAGAGCCCUCCAUAGCACAGAGUCUGUCCUCCUGAAGGUGACAAAUGACCUGAUACUUGCAGUCGAUGCUGGAAACUGUGCCAUUUUAAUCCUAUUCAAUCUAAGUGCCGCCUUCGACACUGUUGACAAUGAAAUACUCAUUGUGUGUAUGAUCGGUUUUCAGGGUACAGCAAAAAUUGGUUUAUUUCCUACCGUAGGCACAGGAAUUUCAGUGAACAUCAGUAAUCACUUCUCUUCCACUGCAUCCAUCACCUAUGGGGUCCCUCAAGGGUCCAUAUUAGAGCCUAUUCUCUUUUCUAUACAUAUAUGCUCCCUCUGGGACAUAUCAAUUGUAAAGCGCUUUGGAUAAAAGCGCUAUAUAAAUGCAGUCCAUUUUACCAUUUAUAUCAUUCACAAGCACAAUCUCUUUUCAUUGCUAUGCGGCCAAUACCCAACUCUACCUCCCCUUGAAACCCAGUGACGUGUGCUCCUUGCAUAGCCUAAAUGAUGGAGAUUAAGAGCUGGAUGGCCAACAACUUAAAUGACUCUGAAGCUGAAGUCAUUUUAUUUGGCCCACCUAAAUCCCUUGCCAGUCUCUAUGAAAAUCUUGGUUGUCUCUCUCCGCUAGUUAAAUAGCAUGCUAGAAAUUUGGCAGUUAUCUUUGAUUCCCUGUUGUUAAAGGGAGCUUCUUCCAGCUUAGAGCAAUCUGCAAAAUCAAAUAUUUUCUCUCCUUCCAUGAUUUAGAGAAAGUCAUGCAUGCUUUCAUCUCUUCUUGGCUAGAUUAUUGUUACUCUCUCGACACUGGUAUCAAUCAGCCACUUUUGUCAUGUUUACGGCUAGUGCAAAAUGCCACCGCUAGAUUACUUACUGGCACUAAGAAGUGGGACCACAUCACUCCUCUUAGCGUCCUUGCAUUGGCUUACAGUUUUAGAAUUCAUUUCAAGGUUUUACUUCUUGUUUUUGAAGCUCUUAGUAGGCUGGCUCACUCUCAUAUCACUGACCUACUCUGCCCUUAUAUCACUCCUAAGUCUCUACGGUCCUUCACCUAGGUGCUUGUGGCAGUUCCAUGGUCCCAGCUAAGACUCAAGAGUGACCGUGCCUUUGCAGUCUUUGGUAAAUGGUAAAUGGACUGCAUUUAUAUAGCGCUUUUAUCCAAAGCGCUUUACAAUUGAUGCCUCUCAUUCGCCAGAGCAGUUAGGGGUUAGGGGUUAGGUGUCUUGCUCAAGGACACUUCGACAUGCCCGGGGCGGCAACCCUCCGACUGCCAGACAAUCGGUCUUACCUCCUGAGCUAUGUCGCCCCUUUGCUUCAAGACUGUGGAACAGCCUACCACUCAGCAUUAGGUCUGCCCCGUCCAUCUCUGUUUUUAAAUCCACACUCAAAACACAUCUCUAUGCCAGAGCAUUUCCCCAUGUUUUUAUGCAAAGAUUUUCCUUUUCUGUCCUGUGUGUGUUCACCUUUGUAUAUUAGGGUAUUUAUUUUGUACUGCACUUUGGUUCAACAGUUCGUGUUUUAAAUUUUCUUUAAAACAGCAGCUAGGGGUGCAGCGAUUGACUGGCUGUGGAUUGGAACUGGCCCGUUUUGCUCCGUAACAUGCGGUCAGUGAUCGGCAGGUUUAAUUUUUAGUUUUGCCGAUCUGUAUUCCGAUGUAAGGAAAUGUGAGCGGAGCAGAGUCCAUGCGCAAGCUGCAUUGUAAUUCUGCUGCUACAUCUUUCCCAAAAUCUCAGCGGUCUAAUAAUUAUGUGAAGCAGAUAUUAAAGGUCUGUUUUUUUAAACCUAUGUCAUAUUUUUGUACUAGACCAUAAGCUACACUAUUCUGUGCGCACACAAAUUAAACUUUGCUAUUUGUCUGUCUAUUCUGGUUCAAAUAAGUAUAGUCGGUCAUCAAAGUCAAAAGGCUGGACAGCAUCCUCAUAAUAGUCUGAUGAAUAAUUAGUUAGUGCAUCAUGUUCAGGAUUUGGAUUUUCAGCAUUAUCUUAUAAAGGUAAUCCACAUUUAAGGUAAAACAUGUUGACACUACUUGCAACUUUUGAGGAGCUUAUUAGAGAAAUCAGCUCUUCCCCUGUGACUGCAGCAGAUGUCAUUCUGUCCAUCGUUGCACUAAAACGUAUCCUAAGAUAAAGCCUGUCGCAUAUCAUGGUGUGAAGCACCAUGAAAGCAGUUGAGAAAAUAUUCAGCCACACUGAAUCAGAGCUCCUUUACUGUGUGGCUACGACAACAAUAUAACAACAAUGCUGUUAAUAAUAAUAAUAAUAAUAAUAAAAAUAAUUAAAGUAUCUGAAUGUAUUGGUAAACUAUUAAGCAAAUAAACAAUCUUAUGUGUACUUUGUUACCUGUUGCUUAAAAAUAAAUAAGUAAAUAAACAAAAAAAAACAUAAAAAACUGAAAUGGAAUCGGCUGAUGUGGCUUUAAGAAAUUGGCAGCUGCACCCAGCACUUACCUGUACAUGACCCAACCUAUCCGCCCCGGCCUCACACCCAGCACUUACCUGUACAUGACCCCACCUGUCCGCCCUAGCCCUACCUACACCCAGCACUUACCUGUACAUGACCCCACCUAUCCGCCUCGGCCAUACCUACAACCAGCCCUUACCUGUACAUGACCCCACCUAUCCGCCCCGGCCGUACCUACACCCAGCACUUACCUGUACAUGACCCCACCUAUCCGCCCCGGCCUCACACCCAGCACUUACCUGUACAUGACCCCACCUGUCCGCCCUAGCCCUGCCUACACCCAGCCCUUACCUGUACAUGACCCCACCUAUCCGCCCCGGCCGUACCUACACCCAGCCCUUACCUGUACAUGACCCCACCUAUCCGCCCCGGCCGUACCUACACCCAGCCCUUACCUGUACAUGACCCCACCUAUCCGCCCCGGCCGUACCUACACCCAGCCCUUACCUGUACAUGACCCCACCAAUCCGCCCCAGCCUUACCUGAAUCCAGCGUACCUCUGACAACACUUCUGCCACUUUCUGUACUUCAUUUACCAGAUCAAAGAAGUUGGUCAAGCUCCGCCCCUUCAGAACACACAGCCCGCAGGCUUUCCUGUGACAGCACAUGUUUCCAUGACAACAGUACUGACCAGGUCUUAACUAACCCUGUCAGUGGCCCACAUAGACGCCAGUACUGAUGUUUAAAAGGAUUGAGCAGCGUAAGCUCUAGUGAGCCUCCUUAAUUAAUCAUCAGCUUCAGUGCUAUCAAAGCAGGACUGGCAAACUCUACAGUGUGCUGUGUAGAAUAGCUAUGUAGAAUAGCACAAUAUCCAAAUAUUUUUAAGGGUUUUUUUCCUUGAUGACGAUGAGGAUGGAGGUGAUGAUGAAGAAGAAGCCUGAAUAGUUUUGCUGUUGCCAUGCUUCCUCCUCCCCUGCGUUUUGAGAGGUGAUGUUGGUGAACACCGGUCGCUGCCUUUUCUUGUUCUGAAAUGUUUAAAGUCUGGGAAAAGUUUUGUAAAGCUAUUUACACAUGUUUUUUCUAAGCUUUUGUUGUACAUUUUUUAAUUGAUUUGUUUUUUGUAACUAAAUAAAUUCAUUUGAAAGCAGAAA
Anguilla rostrata (American eel) is the source of this 8196-nucleotide messenger RNA. It is a transcript of the gene kif19, whose product is annotated as kinesin family member 19. The transcript has 20 exons. The coding region runs from base 508 to 3561 and encodes 1017 amino acids. The record is from RefSeq and is a predicted model, not a curated record. Gene Ontology annotation, biological process: microtubule-based movement. Lineage: Eukaryota; Metazoa; Chordata; Actinopteri; Anguilliformes; Anguillidae. Gene Ontology annotation, molecular function: ATP binding; microtubule binding; microtubule motor activity.